GGACUGUGUGUCACAGCCCUUCUAGUAAAGUUGAACCCCUGAAAGCGAUCACGGGUGAAUGCAUGUGGCCAUUUCUAGGCACCCAACCAUACAAAAGGAGAACUUGGCCUCCUCCUACCCUGUCCCCAUUGCUGAUCAGGGUCCAGAUUUACUUCAUCUUACAGGAAGUUGGUACUUCCUUCUUGGUCAGUACCUUGAAUCUUGAAAUUCAUACAGAUUUUUUUAAAAGUCCCAGAAACAAAGGACGGGAAAUCCUUGGGCAGGAGGAAUCACGAUGGAGACGACUUUAGGAGCAACCACGAUGGAGACGACCCUGGGAGCAACCACGAUGGAGACCACCAUGGUCGCCGAGAACUAUUCCACCAUCACCGAAUUUGAUUACGGAGACACAACUCCGUGCGAAAAGGUGGCUGUCCGAGCUCUGGGGGCCCAGCUGCUGCCCCCCCUGUAUUCCCUGGUGUUUAUCGUCGGUCUGGUGGGCAACACCCUGGUGGUGUUGGUCCUGAUGCAAUACAGGAGGCUCCGCAGUAUGACCAGCAUCUACCUCCUCAACCUGGCCAUCUCGGACCUGCUGUUCCUCUUCACGUUGCCUUUCUGGAUCCAUUACAAGCUGAAGGACGACUGGGUUUUCGGGGACGCCAUGUGCAAACUCCUCUCCAUGUUCUACUACCUGGGGCUGUACGGCGAGAUCUUCUUUAUCAUCCUGCUGACCAUCGACCGAUACCUGGCCAUCGUCCACGCCGUGUUUGCCUUGCGGGCCCGGACGGUCACCUUUGGCGUCAUCACUAGCGUGGUGACCUGGGCAGUGGCCAUUUUGGCCUCGCUCCCCGGGUUGUAUUUCUCCAAGACCCAACGGGAGAUCGCACAUUUCACCUGCAGCCUCCACUUCCCACCGGAGAACCUGAGAGAGUGGAGGCGAUUCCAGGCUCUGAAGCUGAACGUUCUGGGCUUCCUGGCGCCUCUGCUGGUGAUGAUCGUCUGCUACGCGGGCAUCAUCCACGUCCUCCUCCGGCGGCCCAACGAGAGGAAAGCCAAAGCGGUCCGGCUGAUUUUCGCCAUCAUGCUCAUCUUCUUCCUCUUCUGGACCCCUUACAACCUGUGCGUGCUCGUGGCCGCCUUCCAGGACUCCCUGUUCAGCCAGAUGUGCGAGCAGAGCCGACAGCUGGACGCGGCCAUGCAGGUGACCGAGGUGAUCGCCUAUAGCCACUGCUGCGUCAACCCCAUCAUCUACGUGUUCGUGGGGGAGCGCUUCCGGAGGUACCUCCGCCAGCUGUUCCAGCGGCACGUGGCCCUGCGCCUCGGGAAGUGGCUGCCCUUCGUCUCCGUGGACGGGCUGGACCGGGCCAGCUCCGUGUCCCCUUCCACGGGAGAGCACGAGCUCUCGGCCGGGUUCUGACUCCCGCUCCCGGCUGCCUGACGGGUGUCACCGGCCAGUUCCUGCCCCCA
This is a messenger RNA of Perognathus longimembris pacificus (Pacific pocket mouse), 1446 nucleotides long. RefSeq names its product C-C chemokine receptor type 1-like. Gene Ontology annotation, biological process: G protein-coupled receptor signaling pathway; chemotaxis; positive regulation of monocyte chemotaxis. Lineage: Eukaryota; Metazoa; Chordata; Mammalia; Rodentia; Heteromyidae. The coding region runs from base 275 to 1396 and encodes 373 amino acids. The record is from RefSeq and is a predicted model, not a curated record. Gene Ontology annotation, molecular function: chemokine (C-C motif) ligand 5 binding; chemokine (C-C motif) ligand 7 binding; C-C chemokine receptor activity. Gene Ontology annotation, cellular component: cytoplasm; membrane. The transcript has 2 exons.